Molecule: messenger RNA, 2290 nt
Organism: Dryobates pubescens (Downy woodpecker)
Lineage: Eukaryota; Metazoa; Chordata; Aves; Piciformes; Picidae
Product: acyl-coenzyme A thioesterase 5-like
Exons: 3
Coding region: 132-1466 (444 amino acids)
Biological process (GO): acyl-CoA metabolic process; fatty acid metabolic process
Molecular function (GO): fatty acyl-CoA hydrolase activity
Source: RefSeq, a predicted model, not a curated record
GAGGCCCGGCGCAGCGCGGCUGCUGGGGGAGCUGUGGGGCUCUGCUAUCGAUUGAGGCUGGCUGGAGGGGGCGGUGGCCGGGCCACCGUUAUUGCCGUUGGCUCAGGAGCGCUUCCCCACCUGUCGCCGACAUGUGGAGGGUGGCGGCUGCCGCUGCUUCGGCCCCGGCCCGGCAAGCCCUCUGUCGUGUGGCGCCGUCGCCGCCGCCGAGGCGGCUGGCUGUGAGCGUGGCCGUUUCCCCUAGCGCUGGCCUGGCGGACGAGCGAUUGGAGACGCGGGUGGCGGGGCUGGGCCCGGGACAGCCGGUGACCCUGCGGGCUGUGGCGGCCGAUGAGCGCGGCUGCCUCUUCGAGUCGUGCGCGCACUACCGGGCGGACGGCCGCGGCCAGCUGCACCUAGGCACGGACGCCUCGCACGGCGGGAGCUACACCGGCGUGGAGCCCAUGGGGCUCUUCUGGAGCCUGGCCCCUGCCGGCAUGGAGAGGCCGUACCAGCGGCUCGUUCCCCGAAGCACCGGCGCUCCGAUGAAGGUGGAGAUGUUGGUUCACCAGGGUCACAGCCAGCCCGGCGCCAUCCCGGGGCCGGUGGUGGCCAAGGCUGAAGUGGAGAGGUGGUUCACGGCCCCUGGCGUGCGGAGGAUCCGGCUGAAGGAGGGAGGCGUAAGGGGCUCCCUCUUCCUGCCGCCGGGGGAUGGCCCCUUUCCAGGAGUGAUUGACAUGUAUGGUGAUGAAGGAGGUUUGAUAGAAUUUCGAUCCAGUCUUCUGGCUACCCGUGGUUUUGCUGCUCUUUCUCUGCCAUAUUUUGACUUUGAAGAUUUGCCUAAAGUCAUGAAAGAACUCAAACUUGAGUACUUUGAGGAGGCAGCUAGAUUCCUACAGCGUCACCCAAAGGUGAAGGGACCAGGAGUUGGAGUGAUUGGGACUGGCAAAGGGGCAGAAUUAGCACUCGCCAUGAUCACCUUCCUGCCAGAAGUCGUGGCUGCUGUCUCUAUCUCCGCCUGUAGUUCAAACACUAUUGCAGACCUCCACUACGGUGAGAUGACUCUGCCCGGGCUUCGUUUUGACAUGAAUAAGGUCAGCGUUUCUGACACUGGUGUCUUUGACAUUUUUGAUGCUCUGGAUGACCCAACGAACCCUGCUAAUUCUUCCUGUACGAUCCCCAUUGAGAAAGCAGAAGGUCACUUUCUCUUAGUGGUAGGGGAAGACGAUCGCAUGUGGAAGAGCUCCUUGUAUGCUGAGCUGGCAAUUGGGCGUCUGCGCCAGCACGGGAAAGAAAACUUUGAACUCUUGAGUUACCCAGGAGCAGGUCACCGAAUCGAUCCUCCUUCUACCCCAUUCUGUCAGGUAGCCAUGGAUCGUGUUCUAGGGGUACCUGUUCUGGGAGGGGGAGAGAGCAAAGCACAUGCCCAUGCACAGGAACACUCCUGGGGGAAGAUUCAGGAGUUUCUGCACUUGCAUUUGGGAUGAACACUUAAGCACUUGCAAGGUGUUGCAGAACUGCAGAGGACUGAGCUUGAGCCACCAAAAUGACUGGUGAUUUGGAGGGACUGAUUGAGAAAAGCUUUGAACUAUGAAGUAACCAAAAGACUACUUAUCUGCAAGCAUAAAUCCAGAACUACGUGGAUUUAUUUGGACCAGCCCAAGUUGUUUUAAUUAGGUACACAGGGAAGUGAAACUGGUAAGAAGGCUGCAUUCCAGUACAAAUUUGACAGCCCCAGUUGGUCAUGAUGUCAAGAAACAGGUAUCUGAAGAGAGGAGUAGGUAUUUUCUUGCUUGCAGAAUUUGACUUGGAGAAUUUCAACAGCUAGCCUGCACCCUCAGCAGGGACAGACUGGGUCACACCUGGGGCAUAAUGACAACCCAGGGAUGAUGAACUUUGAGAUGAAAAUGAUGUAUGAUUCUGGCUCUGCGUCUUAAGUUACCUUAGCUCAGAACUCUCAGGUUUACAGCCAUAUUUGCUUUGGAAAUGUUUUCUAUUUACAUGAAGCUGAGGGCAUCUAUUUCUAAUGAGGCUCAUAUCUUCCAGUGACACAGUCUGUUUCUUUCCAUCAAGAACUACCUUUAAGGUACAAAGGAGUACUCUCCUGUCAUCCCAGGAGAAUGGCAGCACUAGCACUGUUUUGUUUUAGGCAUGCAACCAUCUGUUCCUGUAAUGUCUUGGGCUGACUUUUGACACUCAGGGUAUUAAAAAUCUCUUGGAUAGGUUAAAGCAUGGUUAAAUGCACUUACACUGUGUGCAAGUCCUACUUCUCUCUUCAUUGCUUGUUUUAAACUAGUAACACCUGCCUUUA